This is a messenger RNA of Cucurbitaria berberidis CBS 394.84, 1629 nucleotides long. RefSeq lists its product as uncharacterized. Gene Ontology annotation, molecular function: protein serine/threonine phosphatase inhibitor activity. The coding region runs from base 1 to 1629 and encodes 542 amino acids. The transcript has 4 exons. Lineage: Eukaryota; Fungi; Ascomycota; Dothideomycetes; Pleosporales; Cucurbitariaceae. Gene Ontology annotation, biological process: regulation of mitotic metaphase/anaphase transition; cellular response to glucose starvation. The record is from RefSeq and is a predicted model, not a curated record.
AUGGCAGACCACGCGGAGCCUGCAAACGGGAAGAAAGGCGCUCCUGUCCCUAUAAACACGUCUCCACUACAAUCCCUCAGCAAUUCCGUCUCUUCAUUGAGCCGCUCGCCCCCAGCAGCCCUCAAAAUGGCCUCUAGUCCUGGCCCGCAUUCAUCCCACCGCUCGAGCUUCGCAGAGCACAUGCGCGGGGCACCUACCUCUCCACGCGCGUCACGACAGCCAUCCCUCACGCAACAAGCAUUGCAGGAUCUACUCAACAACCCGCCAACCAAAGGCGGUGAUCCCAAAUUCCAUGGGCGUGACUGGAAGACGGUUACCCUAGGGGAGAUUGUUGACCCAAGUCUGGUGAGGUUUGCCGAGUACGACACUAGCGUUGAGGAUGCUACAAGUCUACUGGUCAAACACGGCGCCCCCAAUGUCAUCCUGCUCCGCGAAGAUGCGAACACGCGCCACGCGACCGGAACCUUUGAUUACAGCGACCUGAACGCAUACCUGCUCCUCGUAGUCGGCCUUGCACAUCCAGACCAAGAAGACACAGCAUCCUUUGACGAGCUUGCAAGGAAGGGGCGAGAAGGGAAGCCCAUCCCACUCCGAGACGUGAAAGAGGUUGGCAACAAAAAGGAGCCUCUGAUCACGCUUCCUGACACGGCAGACCUCAAAAAGGCCAUAGAGGUGUUUGGUAGUGGCGUGCACAGAGUAUUAGUCGCGGAAGACGGCACGACCAAUGUCAUUGGAGUGCUCACACAGUUGAGAUUGGUCAAGUUCUUCUGGGAGAACCAACAGAGCUUCCCGGCUGUGAAUCAGUUGUACCCGCAACUAAUCAAAGAUUUGAGCCUUGGGUCGAACAACGUCUUGGCCAUCAACGGUGACGCGCCUUUGGCUUCGGCGCUGGAGCUUAUGAAUAACGAAGGCAUAUCAUCCCUCCCAGUUCUUGAUACUUACAACAAUGUCAUUGGCAACAUCUCACAUGUUGACGUUAGGCUCCUUACGAAAUCAACAUCGCUGCCACUGCUCCGCUCGUCUUGUAUCCACUUCAUAACCGUCAUCCUUUCCGAACGCGGCGUGACCGACGGAAAAGAUUCCUUCCCUGUCUUUCACGUCAAUCCCUAUAGUACGCUCGCCCACACCGUGGCCAAAUUAGUAGCAACCCGCUCCCACCGCAUGUGGAUCGUCGACACGCCCUCGCCCGCCUCCUCGGGUCCAUCAACACCCGCACUCACACCCUCUGUCCUCGUUCCCCCUUCACCAAUCACGCCUUUACCUGCUCUGGUAUCUGGCCCCAUGCCCAUCAACUCUAUAGCACCCACGCACCUCGCUAGUACCGGCGCCAUAGCACCCGCCAUAUCCGCAUCAGCCAUCCCCGGAGCAAGCUUGUCUGGUAGACUCAGCGGUGUCAUUAGCCUCACGGAUAUCUUGAACUUGUUCGCAAAGAUAAGUGGUCUGCAUCCUCAUGAUCCUGACGAAGCGAGGCGUGCUAGGCGUAGGUCGAGCUCGAGCAGUAUGAGGCGGAGCAUGGACAGCUCGCGGAGCGAGAGCGUCAGCGGAAUUGCAGGACGACGGGGAAGCGUGAGUGAGAGGGAGAAGAACCUGCAAGGACUAGGAGUCUCGAGAGGACGCGGAAAUGCUUGA